UAGCGUCUUCUCGACCGCAGCUAAUAUCGAAUAAAAAUAAAUAUGGCCACUCCAAGGUAGAUUCUGGAAAACGUGCUGGCAUUUUUUUAAUAUAUAAAAAGAAUUUAUGUUCUCAAUUAUUUUUAACUUUACCUGAUUAUUGUUUACAUUAAAGACGAAAUCGAAAUUAAAUUGGGAAACAUGUCGAUGCUCGCAGAACGUCGAAAAAAGCAGAAAUGGAGCCUUAAUCCACGAGGAAAGUGGUGGUCCGAAGACUCGAAUAAGUUUGGUCAGAGAAUGUUAGAGAAAAUGGGCUGGACGAAAGGAAAAGGGCUUGGUAUCAACGAGCAAGGCAUUACGGAAUAUCUCAAUGUGCCAUAUAAGAAAGAUACAGCGGGUAUAGGAUAUGAUAACAAUGUAGAUGUAUGGAUGGAACAUCAGGAGAAAUUUAACAAUUUUCUGCAACGACUUCAUAAGAAUGAAAAUCAAAAUAUUAUUCAGAAAUUGGAAAGAGAGGAUGAUAGUGGACAGUCAAUGGAACUGAAGUCUAAACAGAGUCGUGCUCGUAUACAUUAUAAGAAAUUUACACGUGGCAAGGAUAUAAAUAAAUAUAAGCCAAAGGAUUUGGCAAAUAUAUUUGGUCAAAAAGAAUUAACAAAUCAAUUUCAAAUAAAGACAGAAAAAAAUGAUGAUGUUUAUGAAAAAAAAGCUAUUAGCAUAGGAAAAAAUAAAAAUGAAACUGUCACAAUUAACAGUGGUAGCAUGACUGAUUACUUCAAGCAUAAACCAAACUAUGACAAAAACUUUUCAAGCAAUAUGAUCAAUAAUCCAGCGACUGACUCUGAAAGUGAAAACGAGCAAUAUGCUGGUUUUGGAUUUGCACCAAAAACAGAGAAUACAUUGUCCAAUGGAGUGCCAAAAGAUAUUAACGAAAAGAAUAAUUAUGCUUUUGAUAAUCCUUGUUUGGGAUUAAAUAGUCCUACAGAAAUUAUGUUAUCUAACACCGAAAAUACCUGCAAAAAAUCUGCAAAGAAGAGAAAAAAGGAAUAUGUAAGUGAUAGUUUGCAUGCCACCGAAGUGGAUAAACACAAUUCCCGAAAGAAAUUAAAAACUGAAAUUAUUGAUGGAGAUUGUAAAGAUGGUUUUACAAAUCCAGCUCUUAAUUUAGACAUAAAUCUUGAGGAGGAUUGUAAUGGUAAAGAAUUUGAAGUAUCCAGAGCACAAUUUGGUCUAGAGAACUGUGGUUUAGAUUUGACAGACGAAAAAAGCGACAAGAAAAGUGUAACAUUUAAUGAUCAUGUCAUAUUAUAUGAAUAUAAUGUAGAUUCUACCAAAGAGAGGAAAGGAAAAGCAACGUUGGAUAAAUUCGAAGUUGAAAAUAAAAAACGCAAAAGAAAACGAGAACAGGAGAGCAUUACAACUCCUGUGUCAAAUGGAUUUGUCAAUGAGGCAUUAGAUAUAGAAACAGUAUGUGAAGAAAUUAAUGAUAAUAAGUUGAAUGAACAUAAAAGCAAAAAAACUAAGAAAAGAAAGAUUAGUAAAAUAUCUAGUCUAGAAACGAUACAAGAGUCACCAGAACGAGAAAAAGAAAUAAUUGAGAUUAAUAUAGAAUCAGAAGAUGUGUUGGAUACUAGUAUUGUUAAAAAUGAAGAAACAGAGAUCCCGGAUAAAAAAUUAAAAAAAAAGAAAAAGAAGAAAACCGAAAUUGAAAUCAUUACUGUAAUUGAUAAUAAAAGUGACGAAUUAGAAAUUGAAGAGAUAAUCAGAGAUAAAAAAAUUAAGAAGAGUAAAGAAGAAGAAAUUGUAACUUCUAAGAAACAUAAAAAAGAAAAGAAAAAAAAUAAGGAAAAUUGUAAGAUUGAAAAGUGUGCUAUUCAAACUGAAGUAAGCAGUGAUCAACAGAAUAUCGAAAUAUUAGAUAAGACAAAUUCUAAACAGCAACAAAAUUACUUAAUUAUGGAUGAAAGCAAGGAUGCAAUAGGAAUAGAAACAUUGCCAGUUAUUGGGAUUAAAAAAGAAGAAGAAAAUGCAAUCUUAGAAAAGAAACAAAAAAAGAAAAAGAAAAAGAGCGUUGACAAUGAAGAUUGUUUUAGGAAUGAAUGUGAUAUAAAGGAAAUUUUUGACAAGGAAAAUGUUGGCAAAGAGCAAGAUUCAGAUGCCAAAAAAUUAGAAGAAAAAGAUAAAAAACGCAAGAAAUCAAAAGAAAAAAAUGUAUCUGAGAUUGAAGAUUCUAUUGACUCUAAUCCAGAAAUUUUGAAUGUGAAUACUAUCAUGCAGGAAAAAGUAGAAAAUGUAGAAUCUACCCAUACACCUUUAAAGAAAAGUAGAAUAGUCGAGUCUAUCGACAAUAUAAUGCAUAGUCCAUGGAGUGCAAAAGCAAGGAUGUCUAAAAAGAUGUUGAUAAAUCUUUUCCAAAAUAAUGCACUUUUAGAUUUUCCUGGUUCUAAUAUUCGCGAUAUAAAGGGAUAUGGUGUAGAUAUUGAAUGCUCUAACUAGAGAAAAUUUGUAUAAUAAUUUUUUGAUAAUGAAGCAUUUUCAAUGAUAUAUGUUAAUUUGCUUCCUAAUAAAGAUUAUGUAUUUUUGAUAUAAUAUAUGCGUAUAUAUAGUUUAAAUAUAAACUAUAUAUAUUUUUUAAACAAGUGUGCAUGUAAUAUAUUCUUAAUAUUGUAUUAUAUAUAUUUCUGUAUCAAUUUAACCAAUAGAAAACUAAAUGUAAUUGUCUGCAUAUGUAAUUAAGUAUAUUAUUUAAUUAAUGUAUUGGGGGAGUAACAUACUUAAAUAUACAGUAUACAAGAUUUACA
Messenger RNA from Formica exsecta, 2780 nucleotides. RefSeq names its product protein IWS1 homolog A-like. Gene Ontology annotation, biological process: regulation of ribosome biogenesis. Gene Ontology annotation, cellular component: nucleolus. Gene Ontology annotation, molecular function: telomerase inhibitor activity; nucleic acid binding. The transcript has 4 exons. NCBI's taxonomy places the organism in Eukaryota, Metazoa, Arthropoda, Insecta, Hymenoptera, Formicidae. The coding region runs from base 181 to 2475 and encodes 764 amino acids. The record is from RefSeq and is a predicted model, not a curated record.